This is a messenger RNA of Rotaria socialis, 1185 nucleotides long. The record is from the annotation of a GenBank genome assembly. Lineage: Eukaryota; Metazoa; Rotifera; Eurotatoria; Philodinida; Philodinidae.
AUGGCGAUGAUUCAUUGCCACGACGACCAUCAAGUUGUCAUUCUUGAUCAAAAUCUAUUGUUGAGUCAUACUUAUGCAUCUACAAAAGAUUGGAGAAAUACUACGGCAGCUGGCAGUAGACAUAAUUUGGCGUGGAGAAAAGAUUUAUUUCAUGUUGAACGACCAUUUCGGAUGACAACAACAACAACAACUGUUGAACCAACGAAAAAGAAGAAGAAGAAAAAUCCGAAACGAACAUACGAUGAAGCAUUUAACGACAUUCAAAAUGAUUUUUUAACACAACUUACCAAAGCAAUAGAGAUUUGUAAAAGUAAACUAUCACUAAAAAAUGAUACAUCAUUAAUUCAAACUGAACAUGCUUUUAAUAGCAUACCAUUAGCUCACAUUGCUACUGAACAAUGUGAUCAUAAGCGACCCAUCGCAAAAAUUCUUUUAACAGAUUACUUCCUUCGUGCAUCAAAAUUAGGCAUACAAACAAAUAUUCUUUAUUCUCAUAAUAAAGAUCAUCCAAGUAUAAUUGAUACUGCUGUUUCAGGACGAACUGUUUUGCCAGCUAAUUGCCGAUUUUUAUGGACUGAUAUGAAAAAUUCAACAUUACUUAUUAGUGAAGGGACAAAAUAUUCAUUUAUUGUACUUGAUCCACCAUGGAUGAAUAAAAGUGUACGACGAAAACAUCCGUAUAAUUGGUCAGAUUUGAGUGAUAUAAAAAAUUUACCGAUUGAACAUUUAAUCAAUCGCACACAAUCAUCCUUAGUCUGUUGUUGGUCAACAAAUUGUGAUAAAAUUGAAGAUUUUAUUAAAAAUGAUUUAUUCAACAAAUGGAAUUGUCAAUAUUUAACAACGUGGUAUUGGUUAAAAAUAACUCAAUCUGGCGAACCUAUACUUGAUUUAACAUCAUUAGAUAAAAAGUCGUAUGAAACAUUAAUACUUGGCUAUACAGGUGAUGAUGAUAGAUUUAAUUCAUUAAAAGGCACGAGCAAAAUUCUAUGCAGCGUGCCUGCAUUGAUUCAUUCGACAAAACCAGCAUUACAUCUAUUGUUUCAAAAUUUAAUUAAUUUUCCAAAUCAUGAAAUAGAUCGUUGUUUAGAAUUGUAUGCUAGGAAUUUACUACCUAAUUUUACAUCGAUAGGAAAUGAAGUUUUAAAACAUCAGUCUAUUGAUUUAUUUGAAGAGAUAAAUCUAUAA